AUUGGCAUUCGCAUAUAUACACAUUUGUAACACCAUCAAAAAUUCCUCUGAUUCUUCUCUCUAAGUUUUUUUUUUCUUUCAUUAGUCCACUGAAUUUUAAUUUUUCUUCUGUUCAAAUGUGUUCUCAAAUGCCGUCAUUUUAGUUUAGUCUAAAAGAACGACGAACAUCCAACCAGAAGCAAAUAAUCGAAUCCAAUUUAAAAAUAAAUAAAUAAUAAUUCGUGAUUAAUAUUUGGUGUGUGAUUUUGUAUCGAUGACGGUGAAUUUGAAAAUACGUAAAUUGUGUAUGGAAUUGCAAUCAAGGUUGGCAGUGAAUGUGAGCAAACAAAUGAAUUUUUGCUGGAAGUGCGGUAUUGAAUUUACACCGAUAAGAAAAAUGUUAACCAAUAUACGAAUUCCAUUUUUCGCAACAUCAACAAAACAUUGAAGCUGUUUUUGGGCUUCAUCAAUUCACUCCGUUCAAUUCAUUUCGGUAUCGCAAAGUGAAUAAAUGACCGAACAAAGCUAAAAUAAAUUAAUCAAAAUUUUUUAAUUUGCACACCAAAAACAAAGGCAACAAAUUGAAAUUGCUGGUGAAACUAAACAACAAUUUCGACUGGAGACUGGGGUGUGAGCACAUAAUUAAUAUAUAUUACAUACCAAAAUCAAAUUGGAAGAGAGAGAAAAAGAAAAACAAACACAAGAGAAGAAGAAGAAGAAGAAGAAAAGAGACAAAUUAUUAUUAUGCCGUGAAAAUACAAAUAGUAUAUGUUGGAAAGUGCGAUUUUAUUUUGGCGUUUAUCCGAUAUAAUUGUCGGUAUUAACUAGUGAUCGGUGUGUGUGUGUGUGUGUGCGCUAUAUUUACGGCGGUGUGUGCCCGUGUGUAUUUGCGUUUGCGUUCGGUGGUGUGACGGAUGUGUCUUUCAUUUUCCGUUUUGUUUUAGUUUCAUAUUUUUUUUUCUCUGUUUGUUUUAAUUGAAGUGCAUGAAGUAAUAAGCGCAAAAUAAACAAUCAUUCCAAUCAUUACAAGGUGUUAAUAUUUGCGUUUACACACAUUUAUUGAGUGCGCGUACGAAGCGAAUUGGAUGGCAAAGCACGCGCGCGACUAUAGACUGAAUUCGAAUUGAAAUCGAAGGUCUCACACUCUGCAUGCAUACGCUGCUAGAUUCGACUAGAGCUCAAUCAAAUACAUACAACUUUAAGUAUUGUGAACUAAUAAAUGACACACCAAAUCGUUUCAAUCAACAAAUUGAAAACAAGGAAAAAUAUCAGCGAUAAGUCAAACAGAAUUAUUAUUAAUAAUCAAGGAAAUUAUUAUCAAGUCAAAAAAAGAAAGAGAAGAGUAAUCGUGAGAGAAAAGUGAGUGUGACCAAGUGCCGAUUUAUUAUUUGUUUGUGUGUCUUUUUUCUGUCGCUCCCUAAGUUUCUUCAUUCAUUGUGUUGAAACUAUUGGUGACAGAUUGACGGAUCGAUUUCACACUAAACAUGGGUGGUUGUAUUGGAAUUAAUCGCAACGAUGGCGAUACUGCAAAUGGAUCGUCAUUAAAUGUAUCGCGACCGCUUUCGGGAAAUUUAAUAGGUGGAAACGGUGGACCACCGCGAAAGAAUCAUCCGCUGUGUCAUGAGACAAUACGUUGGAAGUCGGAUGUGCCGUUGACCGAAGGACAACUCAGAUCAAAACGUGAUGAAUUCUGGGACACCGCACCAGCGUUUGAUGGCCGCAAAGAAAUUUGGGAUGCUUUACGUGCCGCAACUGUUGCUGCCGAAGCAUUGGAUUUUCAAUUGUCACAGGCCAUAUUAGACGGUGCAAAUAUAUCCGUACCAAAUGGCUACUUAACGGAAUGUUAUGAUGAACUAGGCACACAAUACAAAGUACCUAUAUAUUGUCUAUCGUAUCCUAUAAACAUUGUGAAAGAGGACAAUGGUCGAGAUUCACCAGCUGAAUAUUCAGAGCCAGUCGAUGGUGGCAUCGAAGUUAUAUUGAAAUUACGUUUAUCGUCAUCAUUUUCCGAUACAAAAUUAACCGUUUAUUCAAAAGACACAAUCGGUCAAUGUAAAAAGAAAUUACAAGCACAAGAGAAUGUAGAUGCAUGUUGUCAGCGAUGGUUUUACAGCGGAAAAUUGUUGGGCGAUAAAAUGUUGAUCGAGGACGCACAAAUCCAACCGCAGUACAUUGUACAGGUUAUUGUAAAUACUGAACACUAUAAUCAUGGUGUGACAAGCUAGCCAAUAUACAAUAUUUAUGCCAUGUACCUAUCCGAAGAGAACAGUAUGUCGCACACAAGCAAAACCUAACACAUCGACACAUACAGAAAAUGCAAUCGUGUGAAGAGGGAGAAUGAAAUUGGAAAUAAAUAAAACAAACAAAUAACAAUGCAUACAGGUGAAAUAAAAUGCAUCGAAUAUCGGUCAUUCGGAGAUUCAUUUGCAUCAAACACAUUUAGCCCCAAAUAAAAUAAUAAUUUAAAUUUAGUGCGGCGCAAUCAUAUAAAUUGUAAAUUCCUAUUUCACAUACAUAUAUAAAUAUGGUUUAUGUGCGUUGAACAACACAACAAUAUUCCAUGCACUUCCGAUUGUGCAUGAUGUGCAUUUAUGAAUUAGGAGAGAUCUUAUCAAAUAUUUAAAAGGAGAAACGAACUAAGAACCAAACCGUUUUAAAAGAAUUUACCCUAGCGAAACAAAAAAAUAAACUACAACUAUAUAACAAACAAACAAAAAAAGCGAUUUAAGUGUGAUUUAUUAGAUGAAAAUGUAAUAUAUAGAAGAAAGAAUGAACAUAUUUUUUUAAGUUGAUAAUAAUAUGAAGUUAAAUGAAAAAUCGUUAUUUUAAAUGAAACCUAUUUACUUUUUUACCUGAUUGGUGUGAAGAAAUGAGAUGUUUAAAGAUUUGUUCGAAAUUUAACAAGGAAGACACACACACAUACGUAGACGACAUAUUGGUUGAAUGAAACGUCACAAAAACAAAUGACAUUGUGAAACAAAGAAAAGAGACGAAUGUCCAAAAUGAUGGUCGGCUAAUAGAUGUGGUGUGUACGUUAAUCAUUUUGAUCACAAACAACACAUGAAAUGUGAAUUGUAUACAGUUGUUUUCGACUCAACACAAUGAGUCAACAUAAAUGACUAGACUUAAAAAAUCUAUUUGCACUUUCACACAAACACUCAUAUUGAAUUUUGAGAACUCAGGUGCUUUCUUCUCAAUUAAAAAAAAAAGAAAAACAAUUUUGAAUAAAAUACGCUGAAAGCAAUAAAUUUUUUAUGCUCAAUUAUUUUGUCGAUUCUCGUGCAAUCUUCCCAAUGCUAAUUACUUUUGUCAUCACAAUUUUGCAUGUUUUAUUUAAGUCAUUUGUCUGAAUUUGUUCAGUUUCAACUGAAUGGAUUCGGUCAAUAAAUAAUUAGCUAAAUGAAGAAGGAAAAAAAUCAUUUUAAAAUCAUUGAAGCGAAAAAGUACAAAAUAUCUGCGUCAUUGAUUUUGCUCUCUAUUAUUACUACACAUAUAAACGACACGUUGCUGUAACAGCCAUACAUCAGGAAUAAAAAAAGACACAAAUCAAAAAAAUUCACUUCAGCGAUUAUUUUUUUACACACACACACACACACAAAAACACAUUAGUUCGUACGAAAUGUAUCAUCAAAGUGCAAAUGUGAAACAAUAAAU
Messenger RNA from Contarinia nasturtii (swede midge), 3633 nucleotides. RefSeq names its product ubiquitin domain-containing protein 1. The transcript is spliced from 4 exons. The record is from RefSeq and is a predicted model, not a curated record. Bases 1464 to 2204 code for a protein of 246 amino acids. Gene Ontology annotation, molecular function: protein binding. Lineage: Eukaryota; Metazoa; Arthropoda; Insecta; Diptera; Cecidomyiidae.